Plectropomus leopardus (leopard coralgrouper) is the source of this 576-nucleotide messenger RNA. RefSeq names its product ribosomal protein S14 (gene rps14). The record is from RefSeq and is a predicted model, not a curated record. Gene Ontology annotation, cellular component: ribosome. NCBI's taxonomy places the organism in Eukaryota, Metazoa, Chordata, Actinopteri, Perciformes, Serranidae. Gene Ontology annotation, molecular function: structural constituent of ribosome. Gene Ontology annotation, biological process: translation.
UGGAGCGGCUCAUGUUGGGCCCCGGAAGCGGAAGUUCCUUCCUUUCUCAGUUGGCGCUGCGCAGAGACACACAGAGACAAUGGCUCCUCGUAAAGGGAAGGAGAAGAAGGAGGAGCAGGUGAUCAGUUUGGGUCCUCAGGUGGCUGAAGGAGAAAACGUGUUUGGAGUCUGUCACAUCUUCGCCUCCUUCAACGACACCUUCGUCCACGUCACCGACCUCUCCGGGAAGGAAACGAUCUGCCGCGUGACCGGAGGGAUGAAGGUGAAGGCCGACAGAGACGAGUCGUCUCCGUACGCCGCCAUGUUGGCGGCUCAGGACGUCGCCCAGCGCUGCAAAGAGCUCGGCAUCACGGCGCUGCACAUCAAGCUGAGGGCCACCGGGGGCAACAGGACAAAGACUCCAGGUCCUGGCGCUCAGUCUGCUCUCAGAGCUCUGGCUCGAUCCGGGAUGAAGAUCGGACGCAUCGAGGACGUCACUCCGAUCCCGUCGGACUCCACCAGGAGGAAGGGCGGACGCCGCGGACGCCGUCUGUAAAACUGUAUCCACGUUUUCUGACAAUAAAGUUUAAAGUCACA